AUGAGUUUAGAAGAUACUUUAAGUAACAUGACGUUAUAUGACGCCAAGAAAUACUUCCGGAAAGCACAAAAUGUAGUAUUCAACUACACUGAAAUGGAAAGUAAAGUUAGAGAAGCUACCAAUAAUGAACCUUGGGGUGCCUCGUCCACUUUAAUGGAACAAAUCGCUCAAGGAACUUACAACGUUAGAGAACGUUAUGAAAUCGUAGGGAUGAUCUUUAGAAGAUUCACUGAAAAAGCUGGGAGUGAAUGGAGACAAAUCUAUAAAGCAUUACAAUUGUUGGAUUAUUUAAUCAAACAUGGGUCUGAACCUUUCAUUGAUGAUGUUAGAUCGAGCUUGAAAUUAAUUCAAAUGUUGGAAACUUUCCAUUAUAUAGAUUCAGAGGGAAGAGAUCAAGGGAUUAAUGUGAGAAAUAGAGCAAAAUUAUUGGUCGAGUUACUACAGGAUGAUUCUAAUAUUCGUCAAGAAAGGAAAAAGGCAAGAGAAACUUCUAAGAAAUAUAAAGGUGUCGCAGGGGGUAGCGCAGCUACAACAAUGAAUGGUUCAUUGACUGCCAAUACCAGAGCAGGAUUCACCGUAUCUGGUUCUCAAGGUAUAAGUGUUAGUGCCGAUUUUGACUCUGAUGAUUCUGAUAAUGAAGAGCGCUUUAAAUCAUCUCCAUAUAAUGAUAGAAGCAGUGCUAGAGGUCGAUUUAAAGAUGAUGGUGAACAACCUUCAUCCGAGCUUACGACUGCUAAUAAGCUUCUAGAUACUAGUGGAGAUAAUAUAGUAAACGCUACAGUUGAGGGUGAUGAUGACGACGAAGAUGAUUUUGAUGAUUUCCAGAGCGCCCCUCCUGUACCUUCUCAAAGCAAUGCACCAAUAGCGCAAAAUAAUAUAUCUUCUCUUUUGGAUAUAGAUGGAACAUCAUUCAAUGCAAAUGCUACACCUUACCAGCCACAGUUACAUAUUCAACCUGUAGUCGUACCAGCAAUCAGUUCAGCAACUAAUACAAAGAAAGACGAUCCAUUUGGUUCAUUAUUUUCAAGUGCUAAAGCUUCCUCUGCAUCUAUUCCUAAACCUGUAAAACCAAUCACCAACCAUACCGCUAAUCUAGCACCAAGCACAAGUACGAACAUAGCGGCGUCAUCCAUUGCAGCAACUGUGGGUGCUGCAGAUGAUGAGGAUGAUCUAUUCGGGGAUAUGACUUCUUCUACUGCAGCAAACACCAACAACGCUACUACGAAUUCCACUAGCACGGGUACUACGAACUCCACUAACAAUAAUGGUAGCAAUACUGUUGAAGAAGUUGAUUUAUUAAUGUUCUAA
This is a messenger RNA of Naumovozyma dairenensis CBS 421, 1308 nucleotides long. It is a transcript of the gene ENT3, whose product is annotated as Ent3p. The transcript has a single exon. NCBI's taxonomy places the organism in Eukaryota, Fungi, Ascomycota, Saccharomycetes, Saccharomycetales, Saccharomycetaceae. Gene Ontology annotation, cellular component: clathrin vesicle coat; endosome; plasma membrane. Bases 1 to 1308 code for a protein of 435 amino acids. Gene Ontology annotation, molecular function: clathrin binding; phospholipid binding. Gene Ontology annotation, biological process: Golgi to endosome transport; endocytosis. The record is from RefSeq and is a predicted model, not a curated record.